AAAUGCAGCCCCAGCACGCCCGUCGAAGCAGUCACAUCCACCAACCCUCCAGGUAGUGAUCUCCUUGCGCGUUGCUUCCCACUGCUGCUCUCUCCAUUUCCUGCUACUGCUUCCGCCGGGAUCUGCUGAUGGAGGCGGUGGAAGACACCACGCUGGAGGCCGCGAUCGGGUGGCUUACAGAUACAAUCCUUGCUAAUCUCCCUUCCAGCGGCAAGCUGGAUUCCUGGAUUCGCCAAGCUGGCCUUGGCAACGACGUGGAGGAGCUCAAGUCCGAGGUGGAGGCAGUGGAGAUGGUGGUUUCUGCUGUGCACGGGAGGGCGACCGGAAACAAGCCGCUGGCCCGAUCUCUUGCUCAUAUCAAGGAGCUGCUCUACGACGCUGACGAUGCGGUCGAUGAGCUCGACCACUACAGGCUACAGCAGGGUCUCCAAUCAGAGACGCUGCCCGAAAUGGAUGGACAUGGAACGCAACAAGUUGAGAGAUCUAGAGAAAAUGCUGAUGAUGUACAGAGUAGCAGUAAUGGCAGGUUACGGUCCAAGGAAUGGGUUCACUUUGACAUCAUAGACUCUGACGAAAAGGAACGGCCUGCCAAAGCAAGAUGUAAGCGCUGUCAAAAGGAGCUUAUGUGCGAUACCAGAAAUGGGACAUCAGUUUUGCGCAAUCAUCUCAAGAGCAAAAGUUGUACCAAGAAACGUGGACCAACUGACCCUUCUUCAAGCACUGCUGAUGCUACUACAAUUCCUACACAUGUUGCAGCUGGUAAUUCGUCUAGCAGAAAAAGGAUGAGAACCGGACAGGAGUCAACACAGAUCACCACAGCUAACCCAAACGGUUGGAACAAGGAUGCAUUUUCUGAAAGGAUACAAAACAUCACUAGUCAGUUGCAAGGCAGGCGAGAGGCUAUCACAGGGCUUCUCAAGAUACUUGGGCCAGACUUAGAUGGUGCAAGUUCAAGUCACUGUCAGAGUAGAGUCUCAGAUCCACGCCGAAGAACAUCAAGUCUUGCUCAAGGAAAAGUGUAUGGGAGAGCUGCAGAGAAGAGAUCCAUCAAAAAGUCGAUAGAAAAACACAAAUCAACUGCCAGUGUAACUGUUCUGCCUAUUGUAGGCAUCGGAGGAGUUGGGAAGACAGUUGUCGCUCAGCUUGUAUACAAUGAUCCAGCUGUGGAAAGUCAAUUUGAUCACAAGAUAUGGAUUUGGGUGUCUAACAACUUUGAUGAAAUGAGAAUCACAAGAGAGAUGUUAGAUUACGUCUCCCAAGAAACGCAUGAGGGCCUAUGCAGCUUUCCCAAGCUUCAGGAGGUCUUGAAGGGUCAUAUUAAAUCAAAGAGGGUUCUACUUGUUUUAGAUGAUUUUUGGGAAGGCAUGGAUGAUGGCCGAUGGAACAAAUUAUUGGCUCCUUUCAAUUCUGAUGGCGCAACUGGCAAUAUGAUAAUUCUGACAACUAGAAAACCUUAUGUUGCCAAAAGGAGAGGUACAGCUGGACCAAUUAACUUAGGUGCUUUGGGAAAGGACUAUUUUUGGCAAUUAUUCAAAUCAUGCGCAUUUGGUGAUGAGAAUUACGAAGCGCAAGCAAGUCUAAGUGACUUAGGGCAGGAAAUAGCACAAAAGUUAAGAGGAAACCCAUUAGCAGCACAAACUACUGGGACACUAUUAAGAGAUCAUCUUACAGUGGAUCAUUGGAGUAACAUUUUGAAGACCGAAGCAUGGAAAUCCCUUAACCAUGAUGGUGGCAUCAUGUCUUCUUUGAAGCUUUCCUAUGAUGAGCUGCCCUACCGUUUACAACAAUGCUGCUCAUAUUGUUCUAUAUUCCCCUAUGAUUAUGAAUUUGCUUCCGAGGAGCUAGUUCGUCUUUGGAUUUCACAGGGAUUUGUGAAGCGUGAUCAUUCAAAUAAGAGUUUGGAGGAGAUGGGACAGUACUAUCUGACUGAUUUGGUGAACCUAGGCUUUUUCCAUUUUGUUCGGCAAACUUGCUAUGCUAUGCGUGGCCUGAUGCAUGAUUUUGCAAGGCUAGUUUCAAGAACUGAGUGUGCAGCUUUGGAUGGUUUGCAUUGCAAUGAAAUUUUGCCAACUAUACACCAUUUGUCUAUAGUAAUCAGUUCUGUAUAUUUUGGGAACAUACCUCGCAGUGACAAGUUUGAAUUUCUCCUGCAAAAUAUAGUCGCAUCUGUGAGAAAGUUGAGGUCAUUGGUGUUAAUUGGGAAAUAUGACUCCUUUUUCUUCAAAGCAUUCCAAGAUGUAUUUGGGAAAGCACAUAAUUUGCGUUUGUUGCAAAUGUCUGUAACAUCUGCUGAUUUUAAUUCUUUCCCAUGUAGCUUGGUAAAUCCUACAAGUCUUCGGUAUCUAAAACUUCAGGAUGAUCAUACUGAGCAGAAGGCUUUCCCUCAUGUAUUGAGCAAGUUUUUCCAUCUUCAAGUAUUGGAUGUUGUUUUCAUUAAUUCAUUGCAUAUGGUUCAUCUAGAGGAUUGCGAAGGAUGGAGAAUACUUCAAUCUCUGGAAAUGCUUCGGUUUCUUAAAAGAUUGAAGUUGCGCAACAUGCAAAGAGUAAAAGAAAUAUCGGUUCCGUCACUGGAGGAGCUAGUUUUAGAUGGAAUGCCAGAUUUACAAAGAUGUUCCUGUACUUCUGUGGGUGAUAUGAUGUCUAGUUUAAGGGUGCUCGAGAUCAAGAGUUGCCCUGCACUUAAGGUGUUUGAUUUGUUUCAGAAAGGUCAUAACUACACAACUGAGCAGAAGCCAUGGUUGCCCAGUCUGAGGAAACUCAUCAUUUGUGAUUGUCCUCAUUUGCAACCACAGAUCCCCCUUCCACCUUCAGCCACAUUUUCUGAACUUUUAAUCAGUGGAGUUUCAACAAUUAUGACAAUGGAGGGAUCUUCCAUGGAAAAUUUCAAAAUUAGCGGAGAUACACUUUUGCGUGAUACACUCGAUGACAAAAUUUUGGCAUUCCAUAAUCUUAAGGAUAUCAAAUACUUGGAGAUAUUGUGGUGCAAAAACCUAACAUCUAUUUCAUUCAAAGGUUUGAGUCAGCUCAUCUCUUUAAAGAGUUUGAAAAUAGAGUACUGCACAGAACUUUUCUCUCUAGAUUUUGUGGCAGAGCAUACCCAUGAAGACAUGAUAACUGUAAAAGAUGCUGCUCUCCCAUCUCUUGAAAGUCUCUAUAUUAAAGAAUGUGGAAUGACGGGAAAGGGGCUAUCUCUGAUGCUGCGACAUUCGUCAACCCUGAAGGAAUUGGAUUUAAUUGGCUGUCCGCAGUUGAAACAACUGAAGAUAGAAGAGGAAGAAAAAGUCCCAGCUUCUUGGACAUCAAGAUAUCUAUGUGAUGCGUCAUCAGGAUAUGCAGAUGACACACGGCCAAGCAUAGCUGUAGAUGAACUCGUGCACAUUCCGUUGAAUCUCAGAAAGAUAACAAUUGGUGGAUGCCCUCAUCUAAUAUUUGAUGGGAGUAGGGAAGGAUUGGCUGGAAUUACCAUCCUCGGGGAGGAGGUAGAGGAAGAGGGCCAAGAGAAUGGCAGAUGUCUCCUCCCGCAAUCACUUGAACAACUUGUUUGGUAUGAUUAUUCCCAAAAAACUCUGCGGCCCUGCUUUGUGGGUAAUCUCCCGUGCCUCAAAAAGUUGGAAGUAAACAGUGGAAGCUUGGAAUAUCUACAGCUGGAUUCCUGUACGGCCUUAGAAGAUUUAGAAAUUAGAUUGUGUGAACAGCUCGUCGCAUUACAAGGCAUGCAAUCGCUUGGAACCCUCAGGUCUUUGGUGUUAUGUAAGAACUCAAGAUUUGAAUCACUACAGCUGCAUUCCUGCACAGCGCUGGAACGUUUGGAAAUUCAUCAGUGUAGAUCGCUUGUCUCAUUAGAGGGCUUGCAGUCUCUCGUGGAUCUGAAACAUUUGAUAAUAGUUAAGUCCCCUACCUUGGAUUACUUUAGCAUAAUGGAGAGUUAUGAGCCAGUUGAGGGUAUUUCAAGUCAUAGCUGUGAGUUAUUCCCUGCACUGGAAAGUCUCGAGACCGAUAACUUGUCUACCCUGAACAUGUCAUUCUGCAAGGGUCUCACCUGCCUCCGAAGCCUAAGGCUUACUCAUUCGGAUGCAACGAGACUAACAGAUGAGCAAGAGAAAGCACUUCUGCUCCUUGGGUCCCUGCAAGAGCUCCAAUUUAAGCAUUUUUGGCAUCUCGUAUAUCUUCCUACAGGGCUGCGCAGCCUCCCUUCCCUCAAGAGUUUGGAGAUCAUAUUUUGUAAUAGCAUAUCAGGGCUUCUGAAGGAGGGCCUCCCACCUUCGCUGGAAAAACUGGAGAUCUACAACUGCAGCGCCGAGUUAUCAGAAGGAUGCAGAUUACUAGCAACAAACAAGCUAGAGGUCGAAAUUGAUGGGGACUAUGUGGACUGAUCGCUGAGUACCUUUCUAAGGUUCGGUUUCACUUCAAAACCUCGUCCUCACGCGCUCAUGAUAACGGUGAAGAUAGAUGAACGCUGGGAGUUGCUGGGAUUUCAGAAAACAAACUGGGGAUUUAUGCUGCCAUGUCGGAAAAGCCUACCUACUAUCCUGCUGCCAUAUCUGAAAUCUGAAAUCUUCAACAGUUCCUUGACUGCAUUCAGAAGACAGAUCCAGAGAUGCUGGGACAGGAAUUUGAUAAUCAGACUCAGACCAGACCAACAUGCUAGGAUUGAUCGAACUCGUAUCUCCGUCAGAAAUUUGGGAUGGCCUUGCCAGUGGACGUACAUUCUGAAUCUAUCUCCUCCGACGGGAAGAGUUCCUGCUCAUCUCCGUUUCAUGUUCAGGGUUCAGGUAAGGCAAGCAACCCGCCUGCAUGCUCACUGGUAAUACAAAUAACCCCAUUUUGAAGGCGCAAUGGAUGAGCUAUGUCGACACACUGCUUGCUUGACCGUUUUAUGAACCUUCCAUGCAACAAAGGAGGAUCCAGGGGCAUGUGUCAGUGAGGAGUCUCAACUUGUUGGCCUAUUGUCAGUGCAUUUGUUUGUAUUCUGGUAUUGACGGUGGUUAGUCGUCCCAAGUUUUCAGUUCUUGUGUACUUGUUUAUUUCUUUUUCCUUGUUUUGACCUUGGGCAGUAACUCUGUAACUGAACAUCACUUCUGUGAAUGGUGAUCUAGCUUGUCAGUACUUGUAUGA
Molecule: messenger RNA, 5115 nt
Organism: Triticum dicoccoides
Lineage: Eukaryota; Viridiplantae; Streptophyta; Magnoliopsida; Poales; Poaceae
Product: putative disease resistance protein RGA4
Exons: 6
Coding region: 129-4373 (1414 amino acids)
Molecular function (GO): DNA binding; ADP binding
Source: RefSeq, a predicted model, not a curated record